GGCCUUUACACGCGGAGGAUCACGGAGCCGAUCGACACAUGGAGUCCGGUUUCACGGAUCUGAGUGAAUUGGUUCGACCGAAUCAAUUCUCUCGAUCAACACGCUCGAUUUAAGCUCGAUGUCGGUUCCAUCUGAGUUCAGAAAAAUAAUUUGCUUAUUAUUAUUUAUGAAAAGUACGAAGGUCGUACUUCUUUUUACCGAUCGCAUCCACUUCGGGUGACCUCCGCGCCGUCCUCGACCAGAAACCCUCGUUGGCUGCAACCCUCGAUCUCGAUCGUCAUGGAUUCUUCCCCUCCGCUGCCGAUGCCGGUGCGGACUUCGUCCCGGAGCUGGAGCAUCUACGGCCGCGGCGAGAUCGCCCAGCGGUACGAGAUCCUCGGUCGGAUCGGCUCCGGCGCCUACGCGGACGUCUACCGCGGCCGUCGCCGCUCCGACGGCCUCAUCGUCGCCCUCAAGGAGAUACACGACUACCGGAGCUCCUUCCGCGAGAUCGAGGCCCUGCAGGCCCUCCGCGGCUCCCCCAACGUGGUCGAGCUCAUCGAGUACUUCUGGCACGAGGACGAGGACGCCGUGCUUGUGCUGGAGUUCCUCCCCGCUGACCUAGCCGCCGUCAUCCGGGAGGCGAAGAGGAGCGGGGGGAUCGCCAUCGGCGAGGUGAAGCAGUGGAUGGUCCAGAUUUUGAGGGGGGUCGAGGCAUGCCACAGGAGCUCGGUGGUGCAUCGCGACCUCAAGCCGUCAAACUUGUUGAUCGCGGCCGAUGGGGUUCUCAAGCUGGCAGAUUUCGGCCAGUCGAGGAUGCUUCAGGAGAAUAGAUUGAUAUCGAUUGACAGUAGUCCACAUGAACAAUUUUCAGAGAAUGAGACAUGGGUUCAACGACUGCCUACGGUUCAACAUGAGGGGAAUACGUCAUUGCCAGACGAAUCUGGUGUCCAGGAUGUUCAAGAGCAUAGAUCUGAUCAACAGAAUGCACAAGGCCUCCGGCAGGUCAAUGAAGAUGACUAUCUGAAGGAGUUGUAUGGUCUGAAGGCAAAGAAUACGACAUAUGAUAGUGAUAAGGAGAUGAGUUUGCAAGAUGGUGACACGUCUUGUCUGGCCACCUGUAGUACGGGUGACAUUGAGGUUGAUCCCUUCAAGGGCUCUUAUUAUUCCUACGAGGCACAGGAAGAUGAAGUAGAUGAAUCUGGUGCUCUGACUUCAUGUGUUGGGACAAGGUGGUUUCGAGCACCUGAACUACUCUAUGGAUCAAUGAGUUAUGGAAAAGAGAUUGACCUCUGGUCGCUAGGCUGCAUUUUUGCAGAACUUGUCAGUUUAGAUCCUCUAUUUCCAGGGACAUCAGAUUUAGAUCAACUGGGUAGGAUCAUCACUGUCUUGGGCAAUUUAACCGAAGAAACCUGGCCAGGUUGCUCAAACUUGCCUGAUUAUAACAAGAUCUCCUUCGGCAAGGUUGAAAAUCCUACUGGCCUGGAAGCAUGCCUUCCCAAUAGAUGUGCUGCUGAAGUUGGUCUUGUGAAGAGGCUGCUGUGCUACGAUCCUGCUUCUCGGGCUACUGCAGCUGAGCUGCUCCAUGAUCGCUACUUUGCUGAAGAACCUCUGCCCGUGCCUCCGAGUGAGUUGAAAAUCCCUUCUAAUAAAGAAGAGCACAAUGAGAGCUCUCCAGAGGCAUGGGCUGAUUACAGGGACAUGGAUUCAGAUUCUGACCCUGAUGAAAUUGGCAACAUAAAUGUGUCUACUACAGAGAAAGGUUUUUCUAUUAGGUUCUCAUAGUAAGUCUCCAGACACGACGGGCCCUUGCCAUUUCAUACUUACGAUGAAUUUUCUUGGCAGAUUGUUGAUGCACUAUAGGCCUGGCAUUAAAAAAAGUGCGAGGGGGAAGGUUCAUUUUGUGAUGUGAUGCUAGCAUUGUUUUCAUUGUCACUAUCGUUGGAACAGUUGAAGCCAUUAUUUGGUUUGUAUUAUUGAAUCCUUUUCCAUCAUGUGUGGAUUCAAAAUGAUGAAAACAUCAGGUGUAUACGAUUUAGCUGAACGUGAAUAAUUGGGACAUGUGAUGAAGUGAUUCAAAACACAUCACAAAGUAUUUCUCA
Messenger RNA from Musa acuminata AAA Group (dessert banana), 2081 nucleotides. RefSeq names its product cyclin-dependent kinase F-1. The transcript has 2 exons. Lineage: Eukaryota; Viridiplantae; Streptophyta; Magnoliopsida; Zingiberales; Musaceae. Gene Ontology annotation, biological process: protein phosphorylation. Gene Ontology annotation, cellular component: nucleus. The coding region runs from base 280 to 1764 and encodes 494 amino acids. Gene Ontology annotation, molecular function: protein serine/threonine kinase activity; ATP binding. The record is from RefSeq and is a predicted model, not a curated record.